GCGGGCUCUAUGUUUGCAUCCCGGAAAUACAGAGUGAAGCACUCUGUCACGAAUACAGUGCUGAACUUCGAGUACAUUCUGCCUUUCCCACCUCGAAAUGGGUAUGGAAGAGGAGGGCAUUCAGGAAGGAGGACCUAUCUCAGAAACAGCGGUAGACCCACUGAUCCCAGUCCUGCGCAUCAGCCAGCUGGAUGCUCUCGAGCUUGACUCAGCCUUGGAACAGUUGCUAUGGACCCAGUUCUCCCAUUGCUUCCAGAAUUUCCGCCCGGGCCUUCUCACCCCUCUGGAGCCGGAACUGAAGGCUUUACUCCAGCUGCUCCUGUGGAGGUUCACUCUGUAUCCUGACAGCACCACAGUCGGCCAGUCUUUACUAAGCCUGCGCUACCGCAACACCUUGUCCUCAUCGAACCGCUACGAGCCUUUGUCCCACAGGCAGAAGUUGGCGCUGGUUCUACUAACAAUAGUUCCUCGUUGGAUUCAAGAGCGAUCCCACAACCUUCAAAUGUUCUUUGGUUUGACUUCAGGGGCACCAGUUUCUGAAGGCUUCCAAAAGACCCUCUGUAACUGUAUGACUCUAAUUUUCGGUGUUUCCCGCCUUGCAAGCCUUGUCAACUUUCUUGUGUUUCUAAGGAAAGGUAACCACCCUGUUCUGGCGGAAAGGAUCAUCGGAGCCCAAGCGGUUUAUAGCAAGCCUAACGUGAGCAGGGACAUUACGUAUCAAUACAUGAAUCGUGAGCUACUGUGGCACGGCUUUGCAGAGUUCCUCAUUUUCCUGUUGCCACUGAUUAACAUGGGGAAACUGAAGGCUACCGUAUAUUCAAUGGUGUUUGGGGGAGACAAAAGCGAAGCGGACGUUGCACGGAAUAAAGAGGGAGCGUGGAAAAACUGCACGCUGUGUGGUGAUUGGCCCACCAUGCCUCAUACCCUUGGCUGUCCACAUAUUUUCUGCUACUACUGUAUUAAAAGUCAUAGCAUUGCAAAUAAUUGCAUCACCUGUCCCAAAUGUGGGGCAGAGGCAAGACAACUGGAGCCUGUCAAAAUCGAGGCAUUUGACAGACAUUAGAUGACUACAAAUAAAGAAUAAAAAUGUAGUUUUGGGUCUGCAAUUUAUGUAAGCACAAGCUUAGCAGGGCUUCAACAGCAGGGUGACCAAAUGUCGUCCUUUGCCCGGACAUGUCCACUUUUCACAUCCUGUCUGGCGCGUCCGGCUGGGUUUUAUAAGGAAAAUUUCCGGUUUUCAUUACUUUUUAAGGGACCAGUCCGCGUGUGUUGAAACUGACUGACGCUUUGCACAGAAUACUAAUUAUUAAGACUUUUAUUACCAUCAACAUACAUAUCAUUAAAUGCUCAUGUACCCAAAAUUAUAAUUAAGACGAAAAUACCUUUUGUUCUACUUUGGAUACAAAUUUGCGCAUGCUUGCGCAGACAGACACUAUCAUGGCGUCAACUGUCAAUUUUCAUUCACAAACAAACCUUCGUCACAACAGGAGCUCACAUACUAUCGGUAUGUUUACGAGCUAAACUUACUUUUCGGCAACUCUUCUGUCGGAGUUUUGUACUGGUGUGAUUUGUAAAAUCCGAUUGGUGUCGCAUCGUUGCGCUGCCGAUGAUUGUAAACUUUUUUGGUAGUGUUUAAUAUUGUCGCAACGAUUGUAAACUUUUUUUGGUAGUGUUUAAUAUUGUCUUGGCUACUGGUGUUUGCUAAUAGGGUAGCUGUCAGUGAGCUAAACUGCGCUAUGUAAUAUGGGAAAUUAGUUUUAAACUGCUGCGUUUGGAAACAUGCUGGUUGAAUCGUUUGUCAGUUUAUUUCGGUUAUUGUUUGCAUGCAAUCUAGAACAUUGAAUAAGAAUCGUAAUUGAGUGGGAAUAACAAAAAAUGUUUAGUUGGCACGUAGCCUACCGUGUGUGUAUUAACUGGACUACAUUUCCAUGGGCCUGCAUUAUAUUAUUUGAUGGGGCUUUGCAAGGUCAAGGCCAAUAUAGUAAAAUUUGUUUCAGGCGACACAGGGAAUUUUUCGAAUGACCCCUCAAAAUUUUCCAUUCGCUCAAAUUUUUUUUUUUUUCCCCUUCAAAAAGGACAAAUAGCAAAAUGCUACUUGUCACACAAUUUCUGACCAAAUCACAUAAUUUAAACAACAACAAAAAAAUCCAGUAUGGUAAGGGGCAUUAAAGUUCAAUACAGAAUUUGGCAAAAACAUACAGUUCCCCCAAAAUUAGCCAAAAACUUUCCCAUUCAUUUCUAAUGGGAUGCCAUUGACAACCAUGUACGUCCAAAUUUCCCAUUCAUUUUCAAUGGAAGGAAAACAUUGGUCGUUGUGAUUUUUUUUUACUAUUUACCAUGACAGCUCAUUGACAUUCAACUGGCGCCCAAGUAAGUCGAAGCCAUUGACAGCCAUAUACGUCCAAAUUUCCCAUUCAUUUUCAAUGGAAGGAAAACUUUGGCCCUUGUGAUUUUUUUUUACUAUUUACCAUGACAGCUCAUUGACAUUCAACUGGCGCCCAAGUAAGUCGAUGCCAUUGACAGCCAUGCACGUCCAAAUUUCCCAUUCAUUUUCAAUGGAAGGAAAACAUUGGUCGUUGUGAUUUUUGACUAUUUACCAUGACAGCCCAUUAACAUUCAACUGGCACCCAAGUAAGUCGAUGCCAUUGACAACCAUAUACGUCCAAAUUUCCCAUUCAUUUUUAAUGGAAGGAAAACAGGUCCUUGUGAUUUUUGACCAUUUACCAUGACAGCCCAUUGACAUUUAACUUGCGCCCAAGUAAGUCGAUGCCAUUGACAGCCAUGUACGGCCAAUUUUACCAUGACAACCCAUUAACGUUCAACUGGUGCCCAAGUAAGUUGAUGCCACAGAAAGCCAUGCACGUCCUUGCCAUGGACAGCCAUGUACGUCCAAGUAAGUCGUUGACCUUGACAGCCAUGCACGUCCAUGCCAUGGGCAGCCAUGCACGUCCAAAUUUCCCAUUCAUUUUCAAUGGAAGGAAAACAUUGGUCCUUGUGAUUUUUGACCAUUUACCAUGACAGCCCAUUGGCAUUCAAAUGGCGCCCAAAUAAUUCGAUGCCCUUGACAGCCAUGGACGGCCAUGUACGUCCAAAUUUCCCAUUCAUUUUCAAUGGCAGAAAAACUUGCGUGGUUGCGAUUUUUGACCAAAAAUAUAGCAUUACGGUCCACUGACAUUCAACUGGCACCCAUGUAAGUCGAUGCCAUUGACAGCCAUGCAAGUGACCUGAUAGAUAUGUAUCUACCACAGCACAGCACCAGAAAUUGUAGUUUCUUAUUAUUAUUUAAUCCCACAUUUUUAUUUUUUAUUUUUUUUAGGAAUAAUAAAGCCUGUUGAGUAACUGCUGAGAAUUUCAAUUUGUGUUUUUGGUUAUUUACUUUACGGCAAUAUUUUUUUUUUCUGAAUUUUUCUAUCCAGAUGGAGAGGCACACUUUAAAUAUCUUAAAGUGAACUUCGAGUAAAAUUCAAGUAUCUCGAGGCCAGGCCGAGUGUCCUCUAUUUUUGGAAAUCAAAAUAUGGUCACACUAUUCAACUGCAUUUCACCUUUUUAUGAUGUCUGCAUUUUUUUCCCCCCCCAAGCAUACAUGUUUAAUGCAUUUGCACAUGUACCACUACUCCUCCGUUUCUCCGGCCGGACUUGGGGUCGAACUAUUUGUCUUUGAAGCACUCGGCAGACUACCGAGAACCCCACAGUGCAUAUAUUUAAUUAAAGAAUGUGUUGAUUUAUUCUCCAAAUUCUCUUGGUGUGGGCGCAUGUGCGAGUUUGUUGAAAUGGGAAUAUUUGUUCUGAUGAAAAAUGCAGAAAGUCAGCUGAAUAAAUAAUGGGAGGAAUUUCUGAUGCCUCUC
This is a messenger RNA of Corythoichthys intestinalis (scribbled pipefish), 3845 nucleotides long. RefSeq names its product peroxisomal biogenesis factor 2 (gene pex2). The coding region runs from base 98 to 1063 and encodes 321 amino acids. Gene Ontology annotation, cellular component: peroxisomal membrane. Gene Ontology annotation, biological process: protein import into peroxisome matrix. The transcript is spliced from 2 exons. NCBI's taxonomy places the organism in Eukaryota, Metazoa, Chordata, Actinopteri, Syngnathiformes, Syngnathidae. The record is from RefSeq and is a predicted model, not a curated record. Gene Ontology annotation, molecular function: zinc ion binding.